This is a messenger RNA of Homalodisca vitripennis (glassy-winged sharpshooter), 5220 nucleotides long. RefSeq names its product ankyrin repeat domain-containing protein 1-like. The transcript has 2 exons. The coding region runs from base 198 to 1409 and encodes 403 amino acids. The record is from RefSeq and is a predicted model, not a curated record. Gene Ontology annotation, molecular function: protein binding. NCBI's taxonomy places the organism in Eukaryota, Metazoa, Arthropoda, Insecta, Hemiptera, Cicadellidae.
UCAAGGCUGUUUGAGUCAGCUGUCAGAGUAAACUUUGAUAUUGUUUAUUGUGUUGUGACGAGUUGUAUAAUGUGUUGGAAAUAAUCAUUACUUUGGUGCCGGUGAAGAGUAGUAUUUUUAUUUUGCACGUUGCUGGAAUUUUGAGAGUUAAAAACUUUAUUUUGUAAUAGACACAUCUGUUUAUAGGAAUUGAAGAUAUGGCAGUCAAUAAUUCUUCACUUAUUAUUGAAGCUUUAAAAAAACGAAACCUAGAAGAUCUCGAGGCUCUACUUGACGCCAGAAAAGAAGACGUCAAUGUGGUCUGUGACAACGGGCAAACUCCUCUACAGUGUGCCGUGCGUUUACAGUUUGAACAAGGCGUGAGUCUGUUGUUGGCAAGAGGUGCCAACAUCAAUGUGCGUGACGAUAGUAAACAGACACCCUUGCACAACAGCUGCUUCUUUCGAAAUAAAGAUAUGGUCACUCUUCUUCUGGAAAAAGGAGCCAAUUUAAAUUAUAUCGAUGAGAACAGAUUCACUCCUCUGCAUUUGUCAGUGAUAAUGGAUUUCAUAGAAGGCGUUGAAUUGCUGCUUUCCAAAGGAGCUAAGUGGAACACCUACGACAAGGGAGGGAAUACACCUCUACACUAUGCUACUGAAAAUGGGACCCUGCAGAUGGUGGAGAUGCUGGUAAAUAAUGGAGUCGAAUUGGAACUCAAGAACAACAGCGACGAAACGCCAUUGCACGUAGCUGCCAGGUACACUCGUAGGGCUAUCCUUAGAUUGUUGUUACUGGAGGGCGCUGAUGUGAAUGCCCAGGAAGAGACGGAGAGCACACCUUUACAUUUGGUUUUCCAACACAGUGAGACACUGGGCGACAGAGAGAACAAUGUUGUAGAGGAUUUACUCGACUGGGGGGCAUCGCUGAUCAUUAGAGAUGAAAUCAGACGCACCGUUCUACAUCUAGUUGAUAGGGAGUCGAGUCCUGUCGUCGGUUUCAAUAACCACAUUAUUAAAUUGCAGUUUGUUGAUCUAAAACUCGCUUAUAAGAUAAAUUACAUGUGCUCCGCCAACCCUGUAGAGGAUGACAGAAAAAAGUGCACCGAAGAAUUGGCAAAGUUGAAGACAACCAGAUUUGGCAAUCAAUCCGUACUUGAUGUGUUUUCAAAAUACAAAGACCCUACAUUUGUAUUCAACGGUAAAAUGCGUGAAGCUAUAUACUACUCGUCUCAGUUUGAAAAAGAGUUCCCGGUAUACGUUGUGCUUUUGAGGGCAAUGUUUAAACAUGCUGAGAAGCGCGUUCCAUUAUUGAAUACGGCUCAAGGUGUUUUAAUCCAUGGACGCUUGCCCCACGAGAUUACGAGAAAAAUCAUGUCCUACUUGCCCAAUGAAGACAUUGUGACCGUAAUAGCUGCUUUAAAUCGCAAUUAAGAUUUGAUCGCAAAAAGAUUAUUUGCUAAGAUUCAGAGUUUUAUGUAUCCAGCUACGGAAGUCGGGUGGAUUGUGGCCACAGUGUUCCCACUCGACCGUGAAAAUCGUGAAUAGGUCGUGAAUUUAGUUCACCGUGCAAAACCCUAAAAUUUUAUGAAUCAACUAAAUGAACGAAAGUAAAUUAAUCGACAUGCGUCAUCGCCGUUACUCUGUCGUAAGGCACACGUGAGCAAGAUCGCGCAAUUAGUAACCCACUCAACAUGAAAUAAACUCUAAACUGUCUUGCCACACUUCUAUGUCGCCUUAAAUCACGAAACAGCGAAGAAUUAAAAAAAUCACUGAUGCCGUUUCAUCAAGAGACUAUUGCUGAAUGAGGUGGGGAAGCGGAACUUAAAUCGCAGUAGAAUGUCGAAACUUUCGUUGGUCGUGUGACUCGCGAUGUCGCUGCCACAGCCAACAGCUUUGAUUUGCGUUCCGUCGGCGUUUUGUGGCCUGUAUGUGUAAUCUCUAUAAAUCGCACUAGGACUGAUUACCGUGAUUUAUCUUGCGCAAUUCUUGCUCUUAUGAUGGGCCGAUUAAUAGUAAAAUCUCGUGAUAUCUCGGCAAAUUGUAUGCUAAUUACUUUACAAACCAUGUCGUUUGACACACGGCUCCUAGCUGCUUGUGUCGUAGCCAAGACCUAAAAUCAAUGCGUAGUUUUUAGAUGCAUCCGUCCAUUUUUGCAAAAAUCGUCGAUAUCAUUAGUGAGAUAAGGAAAAGAUUUAAAUGGUUUCACCAUUUCGCCGCGUCUGAGAAACAAAACACCUGAGUUGAAACACGAGAACCGGCAAAAGACGCCCAAGUGCCGAAGCCUAGGCCAGUGCAUGCGCUCGUUGCGCGUUUUGGCGCUAGAUAUUGAAAUCGGCUACUCUGAGUGGAAAAACCGCCUUUUCUAUUUUUAUUCGUAAUGUUUACCUUAAAAUCCGUGAAGGAUCCGUGAAUGAUUAAGAUUGAGUGGGAACGCUGGGUCAUUUGCAAGUAUUUUAUUUUGUACCUAGGUUUUAAUUAAUGUAUUAAGUGUCAGAUUUUCAUGUUGAAUUAUGCAAGUAAACAUUGUUUAUAUUGAACCCUGAAAUCGUUGACCGACCCUUAUAGUGUCGAUUCCUACUUUACAGGUAAAAGAAUUAUUACCAGUCAAAAACCUUUAAAUUGUACAUCAACUGAAUGCCUAUGAGUUGUUUUCAAUGUUUGGUGGUUUUUUUAUUUCUCUUAAUCUUGUUUCUAGUAGCAAUCUGUGUGGUUUACCCAGGUUUAAUUUGUUUUUAGUCUCUGUGGAUUUUAAAUUGUUCUUUGUAAACAAAUCAUGUUGUUCUGUGUUCAGUAGUUUUUUUAUUAAAAUUGUGCAAAGUUUUAUCAUACACUGUUGAUUAUACUAUUUCAGAAUGGAUUAUUUUUUGUCAAAUGAUAUUCGUAACAUUCCAAUGGAAUCUGAUGUGACUGGCUUUGUUAAGUCAGAAGUAAUAGUUGUAUGUCAUUUGUUAAUUUUGAAGUGAAAAACUGACUUGUACACUGUUCUACAUCUGCCAUCUUUUUAAAAAAAGGUUGAAAAAACUUUAAUUUGCACGAAAGUCUAUUUUAUUAUGGAAGUUUUAUUUAGUUGUUUGGCAACUGAAAUCUGGUAACAUUUUGCCACUUUGGGCUUUUCUCUGUAAACAGAAAAAUUAAUAGUUUGUGAACUCUAACACUAUAUCUGUUUGCAUUUACAACAAAAUUUCCCACAAUCUGGCUGUUUAUAUACUUUUGAAUCAUCAUUUUGUUAUACAUUUUGUUAUAAUGUGGUUACUUGUUUUAAUAUAUUUUCCACAUGUAAAGUAGUAAAUAUAUUAUUAUAUGCUGUCAAAAAAAUAUAUUUUUUUCAAGUUUUACUCCAUAAUUGUGCAGUUUUAUCCUUUAUAUAAAACACUGCAUACAUGUACUAAAUACAAGACUGUUAUGAAAUAUAUAAAUAGACGAUGUAAAACCUACAAAAAUAAGAGCAUACUCUAGAAUAUCUUAUAGAAAUUUCCAGGGUUAUUUGAAAACAGUGUUGUAACAGCCUUACCAAGAGCUAGGCAGUUUAUUUUAUCUACAUAUAUAUGUGUUUGCUCUUCCACUUGAUUUAGCGCGCAUUUAUUUCCAUUAAAUUAAGGUAACCUAUGUGUGUGUGUUAUCUUUGUGUGUGAGAAAUUUUUAUAUUUAUAUACUAGUAGCCUACAAGCCCAAAUGAGCAUAUCUAAAUGGCCGUGUUGUAUAUUAUCGGACCUUGUUAUAAAAGAAACGACGUUAACUCCAAGAUGACUUUUUAUAUCCACAGAAUUUCGAGAUAAAGUUUGUAACUUUAUUUUUUAAAUUAAUUUUUAGACAAGUAUAUACUAAAAAACUUAAAUGAAUAAAAUAAAUUAAGUCAAAUAAAAUUGUUUAUUGUCAGAACACAUAGUAUAACAAUUUAGUGGUGGUUGUUAUCUUUAGCAAUAAAUCACGAAAAUGAAAAAUACUGUGUUCAGUAUAUGUGUUUUCAUGAUUUAAACCGUAUCAAAAACAUCCCUGAAUUAAAUUACAAUAUUGGAGGAUUCUCUGUCUCCUCAGAAUACUCCACUUCCAAAAUGUUGAGUGUAUAAAUUUAAAAACCAGUGAAUUGAUGAGUCUGCAAAAUAUGAAUAACAUUUCAUGAUAUUCAAAACUAUGAUAUGUUCUGGGAUAUCCAGUAGUUCAGUUUCUAAGGCCAAUGGAGCUCAGAGGCCCCUUAUAAUCACAACUGUUUCCAACUUAUUUAGUAGUUGUUUUUUUUUUUUUUUUUUUUUUUUUUUUUUUUUUUUUUUUUUUUUUUUUUUUUCUCAGAAGUUCUUUUUCACACUAUGAACUUUGCGUUAGAGAGCAAAACAAUUUCUUAUAGGUAUCUGGUAAUUAUGCAUUCAUGAUUCCAUGGCAGUGGUUUAAGAUUCUGAGAACUGAAUAACUGUUGCUAUUGCUACACUAUGCUAUAAUAUACUGUCUGUUUACUUCUGAGAUCAAAGUUGAACGUGCUGUGAAACUAUAAAUAGUUGCAUUGCUAAACACACACCAGAGCACCCUUAGAUAUUCCAUUACAGAAUGAAAUUAUUAGGGAGAUUCAUUCGGAUUAAAGAUUAAGAGAAGACAAAGGAAAACAUACAGGAAUUUGAAAGCAUUUGAGGAAAAAUCAGAGGCUUCCUAAAAAAGAAGAGCAAAUAGAUAAAGCAACAUUUUAGGGUCAUUAUAGACAAACUUGUAUAAACAUAUUUUAAAUUUUUUAAUAAUUAACGGGUCGACAUAAUGAAGAAAUGGUUGGGACCAGAAAUCAAUUUUAAGACUGCUUUAGAUAUAGUUUUGUUUUUGACUCACUAUUAUUAUUAUUAUUAUUUUAAUUAUGUCUGUGUAUGUUUUAAAUACAUUUUAUGUACACAAUAAUUUUGUUAUCUUUUGUAAGAUUAUUUUAUUUCUUUCUACUGUAGAAAAACUAAGUAUUGUCCUUACUAAAACAACAUUUAAUCAAUUCAAACAAUAGUUUGAUGUUAUUUGAAAAUAUUAAUUACAAUUCUGGAUUAUUGAAAUCAUUAAAACCAUUUUUCAAAAAACUAUAGUGUCCAGAACAAUUUAAAUUUUGUAACAAUUAAAACAGUUUGAUGAAUAAAUGGUUGGCACCAGCAACCAAUUUUAAUAUUGCUUUAAGUAUGGUUUUGUUGUAUGAUUUUCACUAUUAUUAUUAUUGAUCUUUGAAUUAUGUCUGUGUGUAUUUGGAAACAUUUUAAUGUACACAAUAAAUUUGUUACUUUCA